Messenger RNA from Notothenia coriiceps (black rockcod), 2665 nucleotides. Its product is annotated as solute carrier family 12 member 9-like. Gene Ontology annotation, cellular component: membrane. Gene Ontology annotation, molecular function: potassium:chloride symporter activity. The transcript has 4 exons. The coding region runs from base 17 to 1441 and encodes 474 amino acids. Lineage: Eukaryota; Metazoa; Chordata; Actinopteri; Perciformes; Nototheniidae. Gene Ontology annotation, biological process: cell volume homeostasis; chloride ion homeostasis; chloride transmembrane transport. The record is from RefSeq and is a predicted model, not a curated record.
AUAUUAUUGUACAGUCAUGUUAAUCGUCUCUCUCUGCUUCUGUUUUCGAUGUGUUUGGCGACCUCAGUGUUUUGCCUCUGUGGUUCAACGAGACCCACCUUUCCAGCUGUUCUCGUGGCACACCUGCCUGCUGGGCAUCGUGAGCUGCUUGGUGAUGAUGUUCGUCAUUAACCCCAUGUACUCGUCAGGCAGCAUCGUGCUCCUGCUGCUGCUGCUGCUCUUCCUCCACUACAAAUCGCCCACCAGCAGCUGGGGCUACAUCAGCCAGGCGCUCAUCUUCCAUCAGGUGCGUAAGUACCUGCUGAUGCUCGAUGUGAGGAAGGACCACGUGAAGUUCUGGCGGCCGCAGAUAUUGCUGAUGGUGGCCAACCCUCGCUCCUCCUGCCAGCUCAUCCUCUUCAUCAACCAGCUGAAGAAGGGCGGCCUGUAUGUUCUGGGCCACGUGCAGCUGGGAGAUCUGGACUCCCUGCCUUCAGACCCGGUGCAGCAGCAGUAUAACUUCUGGCUGCGUCUGGUUGAUAAACUCGGGGUGAAGGCCUUCGUAGAUCUGACGCUGUCCCUCUCCGUCAGACAGGGGACUCAGCACCUGCUGCGCAUCACCGGCCUCGGUGGCAUGAAACCCAACACCUUGAUUUUGGGUUUCUAUGACAGCUGCACUCCUGAAGACUUCUUCCUCCAAGACUCUGCUUUCUGUGACGCUUCUAUGGAACUAGGGAGUGAGGGCGAAUAUAAUUUCGGGGUAGAUUUGCCGUCGUUACAGGCCCAUUUCCCCCCGGUCCGGCAUGUGGAGAGCCCCCGCUGGCUGUCCCCAGAGGAAUACGUGGGUAUCAUUUCAGACGCCAUUAAAAUGAACAAGAAUGUGUGUGUCGGGCGCUAUUUCUUCCAGUUGGAGGGCGAGGAUAAGGACAGUAAAGUGGACGGGUCGGAGCGGACGAUCGAUGUGUGGCCGCUCAACCUUCUGCAGCCGGGCAGCCGAGACUACGAGGACGUGUGCAGCCUCUUCCUGCUGCAGAUGGCCUGCGUGCUCAACAUGUCCAACAAGUGGCGCCACGCGAGGAUGAGGAUCUUCCUGAAUGUGGAGACUGAGUCCAGCGACCAGGGCUGGGUGGUGAACGAAGAGACGUUUAGAGAGCUGCUGAAGAAGCUGAGGAUCAGGGCGUCGAUAAAGAUCGUGCCGUGGGACUCUGUGGUUCAGCAUCACCUCCAACCCGAAGAGGAGGAGGCUAAACAAGCUCUGUCCGAGGACUUCCUGUCCGCAGUGAACAGUAUGUUGAUGGAGCACAGCUCGCAGGCCGCUGUUCGCUUCCUGUAUUUACCUCGACCCUCUCCGCAGCGCAGCCAGAAUCGACAGUACCUGGCUCAGGUGGAAGCAGUGACCAAUAGUUUGGGGCCAACGCUUCUGAUUCACGGCGUCACCCCUGUCACAUCCACUGAGCUGUGAGCAUGAGGAGUGUUUAUUUAUAUUGUACGUGCAGCAGGGACUUAUCUAUGUACGUUUAAACUCUGGCCCUACUUACACAUAAUGCACUGUUUGUAACCGUUACCAUACGUCCACUUACUGCAGCUUUUUCUGUUGCUAUUCAAGCUUACAAAAGGUCAACAGUCAAGUGCAUUUUUAAAUGACGCCCCUUGAGGAGUUGCAUUCAAGUAAGGAUAUUUUCCUAUUUAAAUAUACUUGAAAUGGAUUGGUGAUCGAGCCAUGAAAUGGAGCAUAUACUUAUGGGCGUGAUUUAUGUGGAUAUAACCUCUUGUCUGCAUUAUAUUAUCUUAGGCGGAAAUUAAAAAUGUGUCUGACUCUUUGGAACAAAACUCAAUUUGUUUUGAUGAAUACGGGUUGUCUAGGAUUUAAUAUACAUUUAUAUGUGUGUGUAUAUAUAUAUAUAUAUGUAACAUUUCAGCGCUGAAAUUAUGAGAUUGUGAUUACAAGUUGGGGAGACAUAUUUACCUGGUUCAGUUUCUUAAAAGUAUUUUGUUAACGCAUAGUAAUUUGUUUUUUUAAAUCUGCUUUUUUAUGCUUUCUUUUCAUUUCUUACAUUUCUGCUGGUUGCUGGACCAAGUCAUUCCUUUUUUUGUUUUGUUUUUUAGUUUAAUUUAAUAAUUUUAUUAUGUGGAAAUCUCUAGUCGUCAGAAGGGAACUGGGAACCUCAGAAUUAUAAACAGCAUUUCUUGCUGUUGUGCGUGCCUACUUGAAAAAUAAACUGGGAUUUUGUGCUUCAUUGUGCAAAAAAGGGGUUACACUGAUGAUGAGUCUGUGUUACUCGUUAAGUUUGGGACCAACAAUGAUACCCACCAAAUCUAAACCAAAGCAACGUGUUACAUUUUCACACAAAAAAUGCAUUAUUACCUAUUCACAAAUCACAGAAUGAAAAGUUAAACCUUUAUUGUUUAGGUUUUUUUUUGUGACAUUUGGAACAAUUACACUAACCUUUUUUUAUUUAAACACAAACAGGAAGUUACUGAAAAAACCAUCCGCCCGUUUCAAUGUUGAGACAGAGCAUAAAGAGUCAUGUAAACUGUAACAGUCAUUAUUAGAUGUGCAAAUUACACUGCUGGUUGUCAUUGUGGUAAAUAUAUGCAAAAUGUACUGUGUAUCUGUGUCACUGUCAUGUAAAAUCCUAUCGGAACAUAUGUAUUUAAAAGAUUGCUUUAAUGCAAUACAAACUGA